GCUUGCCCUCCUUCGUCCAGGUGAAGAGGGAGAUGUUCAACGUCGUGGACAAGACCACAGAAUGGGCCGAGAAGACCACAUGGGAGCGGGACGAGGCCGCCAUCACCCACCUCGCCCAAGAGGCGAUGCCUGAGGAGCCCCUGGUGGUUGAAAUGCUGGUUGCCGAUAUGAACCGCCA
Symbiodinium pilosum is the source of this 178-nucleotide messenger RNA. The record is from the annotation of a GenBank genome assembly. NCBI's taxonomy places the organism in Eukaryota, Dinophyceae, Suessiales, Symbiodiniaceae.